Macrosiphum euphorbiae (potato aphid) is the source of this 1209-nucleotide messenger RNA. The record is from the annotation of a GenBank genome assembly. Lineage: Eukaryota; Metazoa; Arthropoda; Insecta; Hemiptera; Aphididae.
AUGAAGUACAUGAUCAGCAUGUGUCGGUGCUAUGCUGCCACUAAUUGCAGAUUGUUGAAUUUUGAAAACAGAACGUACAAGAACAGUCGAUUUUUCAAGAAUUCAGUAAUUUUGCAGUUACCAAGCAAAGAACCACUGAAAACAGAUACAAAACCUCCGGGGGUACCACCUUUUAUAAGUGGCAGUGGUGUUGAUUAUGCUAACCCAUGUUUACAAUCUACUGAAAAGAAAAAUGCUUCUUUAAAUAACACUGAUGUUAUGCAUGAUAAUAAUUUAGACAAUAAACAAAAUAUGAACGAGUCAAAGAUCUUAGACGAUAAUAACUUCACAAUGCGACUUGUUAAAAGGAUUGAAAAAUGGUCGCCAUCUACAGCAAAAUAUGCAAGACUGAGUGUUCUUGGGACUAAAUAUCUAUACAAAGAUAUUCUAGUGUUAUUAUCAGCGUAUAACAAAUAUUGUAGUUCUGAUUUGUCAUCAUUAACUUAUGCCGAGUUGGAGUUGAAGUAUAGGUUGCCAUCACAACUUUUUGGUUUGACACCAAUCCUAAUUUUUUGUAAUAUACCAUUUCUUGAUUUGCUUAUAUUUCCAAUAGCGUUCAUGUUUCCUAAGUAUUUGUUAUCUGAACAUUUUUGGACAGAUGAGCAACUUAAGGAGUAUUGGAUAAAGGAUCAAAAGAACAAUUUUGAACAUAACAUGAAAGUUUUUGAGCAUUUGAGUUUAAUGGCUGAAGAAUGUUCAGAUGAUAUGCUUUUAAAAUGGUUUCGUGUAAUUGAAUGUCUGGGAGCAGGAAAUGUAUCUCCAGUAGAAGACAUAAUUCAAGCCAUCCCAGUUUUUACUAUGUUCCCGUACAAUUUUAGCUCCUUACCUCCUCAACAUAUUAAAGUACUAUUGAAAAUGUACAACAUACACCUUGGAUGGGGAAGAAGAUUGAGGUUGAAGAAAUUAGCACAGUACAUACAAUUAAUGGAUAAGGCAAUAGAAUCUGAAGGGGGACCAGAUAAAUUAAAUGAUAAGCAAUUAAAAUGGGCGUGCUUAUUUAGAGGUUUGAGCCCUUUUUCAUCAUCUAAGGAAACACUUGCCUUAUACUUAAAAGACUGGAUAAAGAUCUCCUCGAAAAUAGAUAAUGAUUCACUUAGCUGUAUACUCCAUUGCCAGGUUUUAUUGGCACUAAAUCGACCAGAAAAUGACAUACUAAAGAAGACGGAAUAA